Messenger RNA from Lactuca virosa, 672 nucleotides. Lineage: Eukaryota; Viridiplantae; Streptophyta; Magnoliopsida; Asterales; Asteraceae. The record is from the annotation of a GenBank genome assembly.
AUGGGUGCUUGUAUGUCUUCCGGUGGCGAUUCCGUUACAAAUAGAUCCAAUUCCGCUCUCGUCAUCUCGCCUAAGGGUGAAUUACGACGUUAUUCUUCUCCUGUUUUUGUUUCCGACGUUCUUCAAUUGGAAACUGACGGAGCUGCUUCUUCUUUCUUCGUUUGUAACUCCGACAAUUUGUCUUACGAUGAGCAUAUCAGAGCUUUGGAUUUAGAAGACGAACUAGAUGCUGGUCAGAUAUAUUUCGUUUUACCUGUUUCCAAACUUCGGGAGCGUUUGAGUGCUUCUGAGAUGGCGGCAAUGGCAGUCAAGGCUAGCGUCGCGCUUAAUGCGAAAGCGACUUAUAAAACGAUAACGCGUAGUGGAUCGCUUUCUAGAUCUAAAGCUAUGAAUAGUCAGAAAAGGAAGAACAAAUCUAAGAUUUCUCCUUUUGUGGUGAUGGAAACGAGUAAGAUCAAUGUGAUUGUUGAUCAGGAAGAGCAGAAUAAGCGAUUGGUUGAGAGUAAUUAUAAGCAACAGGCUUCGAGUUUAGGAGUUUCCAGAUCGGGAUCGAUACGGAAAUUGCAGAGAUAUUCGUCUAGGAAAGCUCGAUUGGCUGUUCGAUCUUUUAGGCUUCGUCUGUCUACCAUAUACGAAAGUGAAUCUUCUGAUCAUUCUCACAAAUACUAUUGA